This is a messenger RNA of Drosophila elegans, 668 nucleotides long. RefSeq lists its product as uncharacterized. NCBI's taxonomy places the organism in Eukaryota, Metazoa, Arthropoda, Insecta, Diptera, Drosophilidae. The transcript has 4 exons. The coding region runs from base 53 to 625 and encodes 190 amino acids. The record is from RefSeq and is a predicted model, not a curated record.
UCUAGUAGCAGGUCCUAGCACAUCAGUUGCUGUCAAACAAGACGAAUUUUUGAUGGAAGCCUUCGCAAAACCGGAAUUCCAUUUCGACCUGACCCAAGGAUCCCCACCCAACGAUCAGGUGGGUGAGCUGACGAAGAGGGUCCAGGCUUUGGAGAAGAAGCUGGAGGCCAACACAAAAACACUUGAAGCCAAUACAAGGCAGUUGGCAGAAAGCACCCAUCAGGUGUCAAAGCUAGCGGCCUUGUUACAAUUUUUUCACAAGGGAAAGAAAAAAAAAGUAGCUGUCGAUGUGGCGUUCCCGGUCUCUAGCGAUGAGGAUCUCCUAGAUUUAGAUCUAAAGAUAAGUUUAGGGUCUAAAGGAGACUAUAUUCAAGCCAUAACUACUUUGUUGGAGCGCAAUAAUCUGCCAAAGGCAAUUCAAAGUGUGUUGACAGAGCAACUGCUAUGCGAAUACAAUAUAGAUGGUGUCAACGGAAAGAAGGCGUUGAAAACAUUUCCGGAAUUCUUUUCAGUUUUAAUCGACAGCAUAAGUUCGUUGGAGGACCAGCAGCCGGCGGAGAAGGCCCUGGCACACGCCCUAUCUUGUGUUAGGAACAAUGCCAAUAAGAAAAAUUAUAAAAAAUAGAUGAUAUCCACCUCUUUAAAAAUAAAUAAAAAUUUUAAUUGCA